Mesoplodon densirostris (Blainville's beaked whale) is the source of this 459-nucleotide messenger RNA. It is a transcript of the gene ALKAL2, whose product is annotated as ALK and LTK ligand 2. Gene Ontology annotation, biological process: positive regulation of ERK1 and ERK2 cascade; positive regulation of ERK5 cascade. Lineage: Eukaryota; Metazoa; Chordata; Mammalia; Artiodactyla; Ziphiidae. Gene Ontology annotation, molecular function: receptor signaling protein tyrosine kinase activator activity; receptor tyrosine kinase binding. The record is from RefSeq and is a predicted model, not a curated record. The coding region runs from base 1 to 459 and encodes 152 amino acids. The transcript is spliced from 4 exons.
AUGCGCGGACCAGGGCGCCCCCUCCUCCUGGGGCUGCUGCUCGUGCUGGGGGCGGCGGGGCCCGGCCGGGGGGUCGCGGAGACCCGGGAGGCCGCGGACAGGCAGACGCUGCUGCAGCUCAUCGUGGAGAUCGUCCAGGAGCUCAGGAAGUACCACUCGGGGGAGUCCAAGAGGCUGCAGCUCUCGGGCCGGCAGGACUACACCCCGGGCCGCAGGGAGGUCUCGGACUACGGGGCUUACCCGGAGGAGCAGAGAGUGGAAAUUGUUCCUCGAGAUCUAAGGAUGAAAGACAAGUUUCUGAAACAUCUUACAGGUCCUCUUUAUUUCAGCCCAAAGUGCAGCAAACACUUCCACAGACUUUACCACAACACCCGAGACUGCACCAUCCCCACCUACUAUAAGAGAUGCGCCCGGCUUCUUACUCGGCUGGCUGUCAGUCCGAUGUGCAUGGAGGGAUAA